AUGCUCACAGUUUAUGAAUUUUCUUCCGUAACUCGCACCAGGAUGCAAACAAUCAUGGCUCUCCCCAACUUAUGCCGUUCUAUUUAUGAUACCUCUUUGUUCUUAUUCAGUCAUGCAUUCUCCCAAACUCGGUCUUUUCUUUACCUUUUCUUCUCAAGUUCCACUCCCUUAUUUCUUUUUAGUUUUCUUUCUUUAUCUCUUAACUUCUUGAUUCGCUUUUGUUCUCUUUCCUCUCGCUACCGUCUCUUUCGUUCUUGCCCCCAUUUUAUUUCAACAUUCACACUUACUCGUCGACAGUUGGUCUUUCUUUCUUACUUUCUUUCUUCUUUUCUCGGUGCCAUUUUGUACAUUUCUCUUCAUACUUCGUCCGCCUUAUUCCUUUUAUUCGAUUAUCUGAUUUCGUUCGUCUAUUUCAGUCUUCGGCUAAGUAAUUCCUUGAUAUCCUUAUUGAACCCUAACUAA
This is a messenger RNA of Acanthosepion pharaonis, 462 nucleotides long. The record is from the annotation of a GenBank genome assembly. NCBI's taxonomy places the organism in Eukaryota, Metazoa, Mollusca, Cephalopoda, Sepiida, Sepiidae.